AUGAAUCGGUGUAGAUUAAUUGUAAUUUCUUUUAUUUUAAUUGUUUCUGUAAAUUAUUGUACGAUUGAUAUAAAUAAGGAGGAAUUAAUAUAUCUUGCAAAUCACUUGACACUCGGAGAAUGCAGAAAAUUAGUCGCUUAUGCUCACUAUUUAACAUAUGAUUUGCCCUUGGAACAAGACGAAGCAGAACACAAGAUAUCCAAAGAUGAAUCAUGUCUUGAACUUCUAGAACACUGGAAUUCAGAAAAAGGUGAGGGCAAAGGUGAGACUCAUGAGGUUUUGGAACAGAGACUAAGACAAAUGGAAAAAAAUGAAUUAGCUGAUUGGUUAGGCAGAACGGUAUUUCGGGAACUCGGACAAGAUCUUAACAAAAGUUUAAAGGAAGGUUUUAAUGAAAUUCUUAAUAAUACUAGUACGGUGACAGAACAGGAAGGCCCGACUAUUGCACCCCCGAUGGAUGAGAGUGAACCCACGGAAUGGUUACCCAUCGAUACAUUUUUGUAUGUUUUAGCAAUUAUGUUAGCAUUUACAGCUUGUGGCAUGUGCGUAAUGGUAAUAUAUUCAAAAUGUAAACCAGAAGGAAAACCUAUCAAACCUCAGUAUUUACCAAUAACCAAUGAAAUUUCCGACGAUGAUGACGAUGCAGAACAAAUACUCUAUGUGAAAGGAAACUAAACCUCAUCGUUUAUGGUGAUCAGUGUAUACGAAGAGACACUCCUUUUGUGUCAUUUAAACUACUGAUUUUACUCUUUAUGUAAUUUUUUCAAUCAAAAUCAAUAUUGAUAUAAUUAGUAGCAACAAAUAAAUUAUUUUAUUUUAAA
This is a messenger RNA of Aethina tumida (small hive beetle), 821 nucleotides long. RefSeq lists its product as uncharacterized. Bases 1 to 675 code for a protein of 224 amino acids. Gene Ontology annotation, molecular function: protein binding. NCBI's taxonomy places the organism in Eukaryota, Metazoa, Arthropoda, Insecta, Coleoptera, Nitidulidae. The transcript is spliced from 4 exons. The record is from RefSeq and is a predicted model, not a curated record. Gene Ontology annotation, biological process: signal transduction.